Prunus dulcis (almond) is the source of this 900-nucleotide messenger RNA. Its product is annotated as ADP-ribosylation factor 1-like. Gene Ontology annotation, biological process: intracellular protein transport; vesicle-mediated transport. Bases 79 to 450 code for a protein of 123 amino acids. The transcript has 5 exons. The record is from RefSeq and is a predicted model, not a curated record. Lineage: Eukaryota; Viridiplantae; Streptophyta; Magnoliopsida; Rosales; Rosaceae. Gene Ontology annotation, molecular function: GTP binding; GTPase activity. Gene Ontology annotation, cellular component: Golgi apparatus; cytoplasm.
UGUUUUCAACUGACCUCUUGCUUAUGUCAUUUCUGUUUUUUCAUUCAAAGAGAUGGUUCAUGAUUUUAUCUUGUUCUGAUGAGUUUUGUACUUUGUGUUGAUACAGGUGGACAGACAAGUAUCAGGCCAUAUUGGAGAUGCUAUUUUCCAAAUACUCAGGCCAUAAUCUAUGUUGUUGAUUCUAGCGACACUGACAGGCUGGUAAUAGCGAAAGAUGAGUUUCAUGCAAUAUUAGAGGAGGAAGAGUUGAAAGGUGCGGUUGUCCUCAUUUUUGCUAAUAAGCAGGAUCUACCUGGUGCGCUUGAUGAUGCUGCAAUAACUGAGGCUUUAGAGUUGCACAAGAUAAAAAACCGUCAGUGGGCUAUUUUUAAAACUUCUGCCAUAAAAGGGGAAGGUCUAUUUGAGGGCUUAGACUGGUUGAGUAACACACUCAAGUCUGGAGGAGGCUAAUUCAUUGAUUUUGGGAAAUCUAAAAGCUUAUUUCUGCCUAGCCAGGUCAGAAUGGGGGGAAUGACUUUCUGAUCGAAAAUUUCAUUCAAGAGUGCAGUUAUGUCAAUUGAUCUUCUCUGGUUUUUCUUUUGUUCCGAUUUUGGAGUAAACCGCUGACAUACAUGUAAAAUUUUUCAUCAUUGAUAUUUAUUUGGCUCCUAUUUUUGUAAGUUUAGUGUGUUCCUUACUUUUAGCUGCUUAUCCUAGUUCUUGUUUUGGGUGGUGGCCUUGGACAUGGAAGUUGUUUAACAAGUCUGUUGGUUGUCUGAAAUUGAAGAGGCGAACUAUCUUGGUUGUCACCUUUAUUAAUUAGGGCUUUGUCAUAGUGCAGACAUAAAUUACAAGUUGUAUAAUUAAGUGAUUGAUAUGACAUCUUACAUUUAAAUAAUCAAUAAUGCUAUUUCUACCACA